Molecule: messenger RNA, 3005 nt
Organism: Syngnathus acus (greater pipefish)
Lineage: Eukaryota; Metazoa; Chordata; Actinopteri; Syngnathiformes; Syngnathidae
Gene: ppm1g
Product: protein phosphatase, Mg2+/Mn2+ dependent, 1G
Exons: 14
Coding region: 162-2000 (612 amino acids)
Biological process (GO): protein dephosphorylation
Cellular component (GO): nucleoplasm
Molecular function (GO): cation binding; protein serine/threonine phosphatase activity
Source: RefSeq, a predicted model, not a curated record
CCGGAAAAGGGAACAUGCGCUGUGUCACUUCGUACACCUUCCGUGCUCCUUUCCUCGGCUUCUCCCUUCAUAGCGGCUUAUCGCUUCCACACGUGUAGUCUUUCCUAUGUGAAUCUCCCUCUCCUGAAUCCACGUGUGUGAAGCCAGAGAAACCUGCAACCAUGGGGGCUUAUCUGUCGCAACCGAACACGACCAAAACCUCCUCAGAUGGCGGCAACAGCACCAUGAGCUACGGCUUCUCUGCUAUGCAGGGCUGGCGUGUUUCCAUGGAGGAUGCACACAAUUGUAUCCCAGAUUUUGAUGAGAAGACCGCCAUGUUUUCUGUCUAUGAUGGUCAUGGAGGAGAAGAGGUGGCUCUCUACUGCUCAAAGUACCUUCCGGAUGUCAUCAAGGAGCAGAAGACCUACAAAGAUGGCAAACUACAGAAGGCACUGGAGGAUGCUUUCUUGGCCAUCGACUGCAGGAUCACCACAGAAGAUGUCAUCAAGGAGCUGGUGCAGAUCGCCGGGCGUCCCAUCGAAGAGCCGCCCACUAAAAAAGUGGCAGACGAGGAUGAUGUGGACACAGAAGAGGCUGCUUUACUCCAUGAGGAGGCCACUAUGACCAUCGAGGAACUGCUCCUCCGUUAUGGACAGAAUAAAAAUGCUAACAAGCCAGCCACUGCUGGCGGCGCAACUGUUAAAAUGGCACCGGGCCAGUCUCUGGAAGCCUCUGUACACAAGGGGGAAGGUGAGGAAGGGCCAAAGAAGGAGGAGGCUGUGAACGGAGAGGUGGAAGAGGAGACCAACGGAACAAAGGACGGCGACGGAACGAAGGACGGCAACGGAACGAAGGACGGCAACGGAACGAAGGACGGCAACGGAACGAAGGACGGCAUCGGAACUAAGGGCGGCAAUAGAACGAAGGAUGGCAACGGAGCAGACUGUGGGUCCAAGCUGCGGGCGUGCCGCCGAAGGAUUAGUGAUGAAGGCUGCGGCUCUGCAACUGACUGCGACGGCUCGGGGGGCUCCAAUGGCGAAGAAAAGGCCGCUAUUGCAGAGGUCGACGCAGGACCCUCGUGUUCGUCGUCCUCCAAAACCGAAGGCGAUUCCAAGUCCAAAUUCUUUGAUGACAGUGAAGAGUCUGAACCGGAGGGGGAAGAAGAAGAGGAGGAAGAGGUGGCAAGUGAUGAAGAGGGCGGCAGUGAAGAAGGGGAGGAGGCUGACAGCAGUGACCCAGAAGAAGAGGAUACUGAAGAGGGGGAGGAAGACUCAGAGGAUGAAGAUGAGACAGAAAUGAGUCUACCUGGGAUGGACGGCAAGGAGGAGCCUGGCUCAGAUAGCGGCACCACUGCCGUUGUGGCUCUGAUCCGAGGCAAACAGCUGAUUGUGGCCAACGCAGGAGACUCCCGCUGCGUGGUCUCCGAGCGAGGGAAAGCUGUGGAUAUGUCUUACGACCACAAGCCCGAGGAUUGGGUGGAGCUGUCUCGCAUUAAAAAGGCCGGGGGCAAAGUGACCGUGGACGGACGGGUCAAUGGUGGUCUGAACCUUUCCAGAGCCAUCGGUGAUCAUUUCUACAAGAGGAACAAGGUUCUGCCCCCAGAGGAGCAGAUGAUUUCAGCCAUGCCCGACGUGAACGUUCUGACACUCAAUGAUGACCAUGACUUCAUGGUCAUCGCCUGCGACGGCAUCUGGAAUGUGUUGAGCAGUCAGGAGGUGGUCGAUUUCAUCAGCGAGAGGAUCAAGCCAGAUCAGAGCGGCAGCGCCAGACCUCUUUCGUCCAUUGUGGAGGAGCUGUUGGACCAUUGCUUGGCCCCAGACACAUCUGGAGAUGGGACAGGGUGCGACAACAUGACCUGCAUGAUCAUCACCUUCCGACCACACCCCUGCCACGCUCAGACCCUGUCAGAUGACACGAAGAAGCGGAAGCACCCGGAGGGAGAGGAGAAUAAGGCGGAGGGAGGAGCCAAGCCCGAGAACAACGGGAAUGACAACAAAAAGCCCAAAAGUGACCAAAAGUAAAGAGGAACUCUUUGGGUGCGCCAAGCAGCUGGUCCACCAGAAUUGAAGUCCUGACCUCACAUGAUGCUCACUUUCACCAUGCAGCAGAAGGUUUUCUGUUUUAGGUGGAUCCUCACUUUACACUCACCCUUUCAGUUGUUUCUGUCCUUCGCUCAUAUCAGAAAGACCCCCCCUUCCCCAACAUACACACACACACACACACACACUCCCCCCCUCACUAAUGACUGGCACCUAGAGCAGCUCAUCUUUUCCCAAGCUACAUUUGUAGAACGCGUUCCUGACUUUUUCCAAACCCUUUUCUCUACCUGGCUUUUUCACACUUUAUUUUUCAUGGGAGUUUCCCCAAGACCUGCACAAUGCUCCUUGGGUGUUAUGAAAUACUUGACGCCUCCGCCAAGUGCCAUAAAAGUUGUGAUUUAUAUCUAUUUGUACAUCUUUAGACUGUCUGGAGGCAGAGCUUAGAGGCCAAGUUUGCCGUCACAGGCAGUGAUGAGACCAAAUGCGUGUUUUGGGUUUAGCACUGCAUUGCAUUUCUCCGCCCCUUCUUUUUCUUCAUUCCUACAAAUGUUCAUUGUUUAAAUGAAUUUCUGGAAGAAUUUUGUUUAUCUCCCAAAACAUUAGACGUCCAUCCAGACAUUCAUUAUAUCUCUGUUUUCAAUAUAAUUUUUUUUAGAAUAGGAUUUAUUUUAAGUGAAGGCCAUUUGUGCCCAAAUAACAGUAGCUCUAAGAUUUUUGUGAUCUGCAGAGGCGAAGUUUGUUUUUGAGUGGUACAAUUUGGAUUCAGUUUUCCCAUGGUUCUCUGACUCACCCACAUCGCUCAUUGUGACUUGAAGUUGGGGUCUCACAGUUCCCUUUUGUACAUAGUUUUCUUCCCUCCAGUCCUUGUACGUGAAGAUAAAAAUCACUUUUUCUUUGUAAUUGUAAGUCAGUGUAACAUUUUUGGUGCAUUCUCUUUUGACACCAGUAUGUAAGUACAUUCAAAUAAAUUUUUUUAAAUAAGCAAAA